This is a messenger RNA of Brassica oleracea var. oleracea, 1924 nucleotides long. RefSeq lists its product as uncharacterized. NCBI's taxonomy places the organism in Eukaryota, Viridiplantae, Streptophyta, Magnoliopsida, Brassicales, Brassicaceae. The transcript is spliced from 3 exons. Bases 708 to 1808 code for a protein of 366 amino acids. The record is from RefSeq and is a predicted model, not a curated record.
CUGUUACAGCUGCAUAAUGAAAUGCAUUCGCCCUGAACCCAACUCCUUUUAAUCUCGAACUGAGUGACGAUCUCACGGUCGCCGGCAACAUCGAGCAGAGAUCGUCUCUCGCGUUGAGACCCACCAACUGGGGUUGCUUUAUCAUCUUUUCCAUUACGACUAUCAGAUUUUCGUAGCGAAGCGCCACACCGGAUCCGCCCAGAGUUGUCUCCGAUAGUUUCAAAAGUCUCGAGCUUUCCAUUCACAAAAAAAAAAAAAGUCUCGAGCUUUCUUCAAGAAAAGCAGAAGACGUCGACGCCGUUUUGAGUCUCCCAAAACGCAAAACCUAUUCUAUAUAAAUGUUUUAGAAAGCUCAAAUCAAAAAACAUCCUUCAACGAAUGAGAACGCAACAAGUGUCAAAAAACCCCCCAAAGAGAUAAAAAAUUCUACUUUAUUAGUAAAGAUACAAAAGAACAAAGUUUAGAAUUGAAAGUGGUUGGUUCAGAAAUUACUGCAUCAUUUGUAACCAUUGUGAGUGGACCAUGGUACUAAAUAAAAUGGAUGAAAAAAAAAAAUUAAACAAAAAGUGGUAAGAUUCCAAAAACAAAAAUUUCACCAAAAAGGAAAGAAAGAAAGAAAAACUUGGUAGUCACGCUUAUUGCUUUCUUUAAAGGGUAGAGAAUAUCGGUUAAGUUUUUGGCUUUCUUUGGGUUGGUAUCGUUCAAUAAUGUCUCUACUUCUCUCUAAGCUCUCUCCCAUCAUGCACAGGAGGAGCAUGAGCGUUCGUUCGUUUUCAUCCUCCAUGACAGGUCCGUAUAUGUCGCUUAGUCUCAAAGUAAAUCCCUCGCCGGGAGGCGUCAACAUAGGGAAAGUUCUUGUGUUCGACCCAGCCAAAGAAGAGUUACUAGAACUCACAGACAAAGCAAUACCUGAAGAAAUAAUCAUGACCAAAGCAACCGGAGCUUCCAAGGGAUGGGGAUUUUUCAGUGACCCGCAAGAUAGCUGCAUACUCAUCACCGACGUCAUGAACCCAUGGUCUUGCAAAUCAAACCCCAAGAUCUUUACUCUGCCUCCACUUACUCCCCUGCCCUCUUGCCAAACUGAUGUCAUCUGGAGUGUGGCAAUGUCUUCUUGUCCUGAUGAUGACCAAGACUGGGUGGUUGGCAUCAAGUCCUUGGGUGACCAGCUGAGUUUCUGUAGGCCUCGUCGCGACUUGCGUUGGACUAAGAUCACAACCCCUCCUGACUACUUUCCAACCUCAAAUCUCAUGUAUUCCAAGAAAGACCGCAAGUUCUACUUGACCGGUCCUGGAGGCCAUCACUUGUUAUCCUAUGAUCUCCAUUUCAAGAAAUCCGACAAGCCUGAGUUCCAUGAGUUGCAGUUUCGCAACUUUCCAGAGUCGUUCAAGUAUGACUCGGAGCAAUCAGAGCUGUUUCCUUCUUCUUGCAGGACAGAACGCCUUGUGGAGUCAGCUUCCGGAGAUGAACGGUUCCUCGUCAAAUGGUACGCAAAAGGAUGUUUGGAUUCGAGAAAAAUAUCGUAUGAAACGCAGCGGAUCAUGGUGUUUAGAGAGGAGGAGACAACUGAUGGAAGAUUCAUGUGCUACACUGAUGACAUUGGAGAUAUGUGCAUCUUUGUUUCAAAGGGAGAGGCUUUUUGUAUCCCCGCAAGCUCUUUCCCUGGACUCAAACCAAACUCCAUUUAUUUUAUAGGCUUUGGUGUAGGUGUUUACGAUCUAACCACCAGAACCUCCUCUAGUUUUCAGGCUCCCACAGGUGCGCUGAAUUAUCCUUGGGCCCCUUACUGGUUUCCUCCAUCUUCUAGCUAGUGCUGCUACGAUUAAGGGUUGCUUCUGUUUCUAUUCCCUGUCUACUUGCUAAGAUCUAAACCCAUUUGGACGAAAUAUAAAAAUUCAUUAUCAAUGGAUACAGUUCUUCUUUUUAA